Choloepus didactylus (southern two-toed sloth) is the source of this 3143-nucleotide messenger RNA. Its product is annotated as NXPE family member 3-like. The coding region runs from base 352 to 1956 and encodes 534 amino acids. NCBI's taxonomy places the organism in Eukaryota, Metazoa, Chordata, Mammalia, Pilosa, Megalonychidae. The record is from RefSeq and is a predicted model, not a curated record. The transcript is spliced from 6 exons.
AAAUCAUCACAAGAACACACAAGGAGACGAGUACAGAAUGUGAGCGGCAGCAUUUUUUUCUAAAAAUAAAAAUUGGAAAUAAUAUGAAUAUCUAUGAACAAGAGAAAGGAUAAGUAAAUUUUGGCAUAUUUGUACAAUGGAAUGCUAUUCAACAUGUUAAAUAAAUAAAACAAAAGCUACACAUAUCAACAUGAAUAAAUAUCAAAAACAUGCUGAGAAAAAAGCAAUUUGCAGAAGGAUGGACAUUAAGUGAUACCGCUUAUAUUCAUGGCUGAAAUCCUGCAAAGACAAUGUUGUGUCCAUAUUUCAUACUAGAUAACCGAAAAAAGUCUAGGCUACCAAUGUCCACUCAUGGAGCAAUUCGCGGGCUACAAGAUUUUGAUGGCGGGGCUGGUCUUUCUGGUUUCGAUCUUCUAUUUCAAGAUUUCCUGGCCUGACAGCACCAUCCCUCAGCCCCCAGGGCCCCGCCCUGCCUACCAGCCCUCUGACUUGCUCCCAGAAGGGAUCUUCAACCUGACUCAUCUUCUGUACUGGCCUCUGACCCCGGGGGACGGAGGAGACUUUUUGGCCUCCACCAGCCCCCAGACCUCCACUUACAACCUGAGGGAGCCUGCCCAGGCCAGCUAUGCCCUGGGAGACCACCUGGAGGCUGUGCUGGUGGCCAGGGACCAUCGGGGCAGGCCCAAGACUCAUGGUGGGGAUCUGUUUCGGGCACAGCUGCUGGGUCCUGUCCAGAAGGCAGGGGUCCCCGGGGAUAUCCAGGAUCUGGAGAACGGCACAUACCUGCUGUCCUUCCCCCUGCUCUGGGCUGGGCAGGCCCAGGUGCAAGUGCGGCUGAUCCACUCCAGUGAGGCAGUUGGGGUUCUGAGGAGAAUCUGGAGAGAGAAAGGAGCAACAGUUGAUUUUAAGGGGUAUUUCCGGGGGGAAAAAGCUGAAGAGACUGUAGUUUGCAAUGUUGACCCCCAGUGGACUGGAGCCAAAGGGCCCACCUGCCAGUACAGAGAUGUUCAUUCAGGUGAGCUCUGGUUCUGUGCUCGACCCCCUACCCUGCCCUGCGACUCCCUAGUCGGGCACUCAAGUGGACGUUACCUGAAGGUGACCACACUACACGAUGAGUCUCUGCUGGCAUGGAAGGUCACAGACAAGAUGCUGCCUCAGGGCAUCUCUGCAAUCCAGAUCCGAACAGCAGCCCCAGGGAAGGGCAGUCUGGCCCUGUCCCCGCGGCCCCCCUGCCACCCUGGGCUCCCGGCCUCCAAGCCCUCCGGCUUCUACCACCAAGGCGUGUGGCACUCGCUGUCCUGCUCCGGCCGCUCCUUCCCCACGGCCGACAGCGUCCUGGGCUGCCUGGCUGGCCGCGAGGUCCACAUGAUGGGGGACUCGACGCUGCGGCAGUGGUGGGAGUACCUGCGCGACACUGUGCCCUCCCUGAAACCGGUGGAUCUACAUGUCACUUAUCAGACUGGGCCCCUGAUGGCGGUGGACACCUCUCGGAGCAUCGUGCUGCACUGGAGAGCCCACGGCUGGCCCCUGCGCUCCCUCCGCACCCCAGUGGCCUCCCUGCACUCCGUGGCCCAGGAGCUGGGGGGCCUGGCCGGAGGCCCCCACACUGUCGUGGUGCUGGGCCUGGGCGCCCACUUCACCACCUUCCCUCCAUCCAUCUUUGUCCGACGGCUGACGGGGAUCCGGGAAGCCGUGGCUGCACUGCUGGCCCGGGAACCCCUCACACUCGUGGUCAUCAAACUGGCCAACACAGGCUACAAGUCUGUGUAUGGCAGUGACUGGUUCACCCUCCAGCUGAACCGGCUCCUCCGAGCUGCCUUUGCUGACCUCCGCGUGGCCUGGGUGGACGCCUGGGAGAUGACCUCCAGCCUGGCCCUGCCAGACAACAUCCACCCAGGACGGCUCAUCGUCCGCAACGAGGUGGACUUGCUGCUCUCCUUCAUCUGCCCCACCUGAGUGCCUCUGUGGGUCCUGGGGCUGUGUGGGUGGCAGGGAGGACCUAGGGCUUGGGACAUAGCAAUCAAGAGAACCACGGCCACGAUGGGGCCUUGAACUAACAAUGAUUCAGAAGAGAGUUGUUAACCCAACACUUACCACCUAGGGUUAAUCAUAGUUAACAUCUUGGUAACCAUUCUUUCAUACAGCUCUCUACACACACAGAGACAUGUACAAUUUUACAUGCCUUCUUGUUCAUUCUGUUUUAAUUUAAAUUUUUCAUAAGAUCAUUGUUGAUUCACAUGCAAUUGAAAGAAAUAAAAGAGAGUGAUCCAAGUACUAUUUAGGUAGUUUCUCCCAGUGGUAACAUCUUGGUUAACCAUAGUACAAUAUCACAACCUGAAUACAAUCUACCAAUCUUAUUCAGCUUUCUCCAUUUUAUUUGUACUCAUUUGUGUGUGUAUUUAGUUUUACACAGUUUUAUCACGUGUAUAUGUUGUAUUUAAUUCUUUAGCAUCUGUUUUGUAGCCUUGCAGAGGAAAGAAGACAAGCCUCAAGGGAUUAUCCAAAGUGGGAUGUCUAAUAGGAGAGCCCUGGCUUCAUUUGGAGACUCAAAGGACUACACCCUCAGGCUAAGGGUGAUCCAGAAGUACAGCCCCUCACCCAGGGGAGCACAAGGAAAUCUACCUGUUGGGAAACUUAGUAUGUGAAAGAAGGAGGGAAAGUGUCCAUAAGACUUUAUAGCCAAAGUCCUUCCUCAUGCUGUGUUUGCACUUGGGUGGCUCAAAAAUUUCUGGUUAAAAUUUAACUUAACUGGUACCUCCAGUCACCUGACAGAAGUAAAUACAUAUAAUUUCUGGAUAAAUCCACAUUUAUACCAGCUCUCAAAGAAUUUUCCACAGAAAACAUUACAAAGGAAAAGAAGUGCUCACAUUCACAAAUCACGGAACACACCAGCAACAAGACAUCAAACAUGACAAACAGCAGAAACAGCAGUCAGCAGAGCCAAACCCACAAAAACUUGACAUGGGAAAAACUAGAAAAAUAUAAAAUACUAUUAAUAUAUCGUAAUAAGAAACAGGCUUGCUGCAAAGGAGAAGCUAGGCCUCCCUAUAAUUGUGCCUAAGAGCCUCCUCCCGAAUGCCUCUUUGUUGCUCAGAUGUGACCCUCUCUCUCCAGCUAUCAUGGGAUGGAGAACAUCUUCUUGA